GUAUUUAGUUCCGUGAGUCAAGUGAACACCAGUUUGCAUCAGCGGGGUUUUUUUACAUUAUUGAAGAUGCCAGGAGGAGAUAAAGAGACGGAUCUGUCCGAGCGCAUUGAAGCGUUUCUGGCGGAGCUAAAGCGAUGCGGCAGCGGCACGGGAUCUCUCCGGGGCUCCGCGGAAACUGCCCGAGAAACGACCGCUUUACUCCGCAGAAUCACCGCGCAGGCCCGCUGGAGCAGCGCUGGUGAGCUGAUGGAGAUCAUACGGAAAGAGGGCAGACGCAUGACAGCAGCGCAGCCAUCAGAAACCACCGUCGGGAACAUGGUCCGCAGGGUGCUGAAAAUAAUCCGCGAAGAAUAUGCGAGGUCGAGAGGCAGCAGUGAGGAGACGGAUCAGCAGGAGUCGUUGCACAAGCUCCUGACGUCCGGAGGAUCCAGCGAGGACAACUUCAGACAACACUUCGCCCAUCUCAAAGCCAAUGUCAUCGAAGCCAUCAAUGAACUGCUGACAGAACUGGAGGGAACCACAGACAACAUCUCCAUGCAGGCUCUGGAACACAUCCACUCGAAUGAAGUCAUCAUGACUAUCGGAUGCUCCAGAACAGUGGAGGCUUUCCUUAAAGAUGCAGCGCGGAAGCGCAAAUUUCACGUUAUCGUUGCGGAAUGCGCGCCCUUCUGUCAGGGACACGAAAUUGCCACAAGUCUUUCCAAAGAGGACAUCGAGACGACAGUCAUACCAGAUGCUGCCAUCUUUGCUGUGAUGUCACGAGUCAAUAAGGUCAUCAUCGGCACACAGACGGUUCUGGCUAACGGAGGUCUGCGGGCUGUUAACGGCACACACACUUUGGCUCUAGCUGCCAAACAUCAUUCAACCCCUCUUGUCGUGUGUGCACCCAUGUUCAAACUCUCGCCGCAGUUUCCUAAUGAGGAGGACACGUUCCAUAAAUUUGUUUCGCCACAUGAAGUUCUGCCUUUCAGUGAAGGUGAGAUCUUGUCUAAAGUCAACGCUCACUGUCCAGUAUUUGACUACGUGCCUCCAGAACUCAUCACAUUGUUUAUAUCCAACAUCGGUGGAAACGCUCCGUCAUACAUUUACCGUCUGAUGAGUGAACUUUACCACCCUGAAGAUCACGAACAAUAG
Messenger RNA from Triplophysa rosa, 1134 nucleotides. Its product is annotated as translation initiation factor eIF-2B subunit beta. The record is from RefSeq and is a predicted model, not a curated record. NCBI's taxonomy places the organism in Eukaryota, Metazoa, Chordata, Actinopteri, Cypriniformes, Nemacheilidae. Gene Ontology annotation, biological process: translational initiation. The coding region runs from base 67 to 1134 and encodes 355 amino acids. The transcript is spliced from 8 exons. Gene Ontology annotation, cellular component: eukaryotic translation initiation factor 2B complex. Gene Ontology annotation, molecular function: guanyl-nucleotide exchange factor activity; translation initiation factor activity.